Molecule: messenger RNA, 734 nt
Organism: Adelges cooleyi (spruce gall adelgid)
Lineage: Eukaryota; Metazoa; Arthropoda; Insecta; Hemiptera; Adelgidae
Exons: 4
Coding region: 24-581 (185 amino acids)
Source: RefSeq, a predicted model, not a curated record
AUAAGUCGGGUAAACGGUCGGAUAUGAUCAGUACGAGACGAGUAGAUCAUUUGUUAAUAUUAGUUGAUCACUGUUGCAGCCAUCUACUCAUCAAAAUGAACGGAAAAUUCGUUUUGUGCAUUGCCGUCGUCUUGGUCGGACAAGCCAUGUCCGCCUCGUUAUUCGACGGAGAAGAAUUGAAGAAAAUUGUCGAACAAUUUUCCCAAUCUAGUCUGUCAGUUAGCCAGCACGUGUCAGAAUUAGUCGGAGUCACCCCCAACUCUGAUACCCAAAAGAUCAUCGACAACUAUAAGACAUACAUUACUAAGGGAACCAGUGACUUUGAAGCUGAACUUAGCAAGUUGAGAACUAUCCUACUCAAAAAUGCCGACCCAAAAAUCGCCGAGAAGAUUGAUGAAUACGAAAAGGACUUGAAGAAGUACGUCACCGAAGCCAAACAAUAUAUUGAUGAUAAAGUAGGCAAACCGAUCAAUGAUAAAUACAAGAACGACAUCAAAAAAGUUACCGACCAGAUCAUCAAGGUCACCAAAGAUGCCGAAAGUACCGUGAACAAAGCCAUCGACAGCCAGAAGAAAAACUAAAUAAUGUAUAAUUACAAACCGGUAUUUAUUUUAUAAAAAUCAUUCACGAAUUUAGUUUUAUCAUACUAGACAUAUUAUUAUUAUUUCCUCGCUAUUGUAAUACCUUUAAUAAAAUGUUUUAAAUUAAAUCAUGUCACGAUAUCAUGACUUAUA